Molecule: messenger RNA, 1180 nt
Organism: Hydractinia symbiolongicarpus
Lineage: Eukaryota; Metazoa; Cnidaria; Hydrozoa; Anthoathecata; Hydractiniidae
Product: chymotrypsin-like elastase family member 2A
Exons: 4
Coding region: 107-1072 (321 amino acids)
Biological process (GO): proteolysis
Molecular function (GO): serine-type endopeptidase activity
Source: RefSeq, a predicted model, not a curated record
UUAUUUUUGGGGUAGCAUCGAUAAAGCUGUGUCAAUAACAAAUAACAUUAAAAGGACACAUUUGAUCAAUUAUUUUAUUGAGACUGAAAACAGAACUUUGUUAAAAAUGAAGUCAUUUCUAUUCCUUACCAUUUUCAUUUUAGUGCAAGACAGUUUAGCGCAAUCUUGCAGAGAUAACAGUGGUGAAUACUACUGCAAGAUUUGGAGUGAUAGUGAUAGCAACUUCUGUAAUCGCAUCGAUGCUCAUCUUUACUGCGAGAAAACAUGUUCUCUAUGUCCAGUAGUAUCAACUGCAAGACCAACAGCAGAACCAAUCACAUCAACUGAAGCACCACGUUCAUGUGGAAAGUCAACCGUACAGCAGAGUAGAAUAAUUAAUGGUGUAAAUGCACAACCCGGAGCGUGGCCCUGGAUAGCUUCCCUUCAAAAAUAUCAUAAACACUUCUGUGGGGCAACUCUGCUCACUCCAACAUGGGUUUUAACUGCCAGUCACUGUGUUGAAAGCAUAUCUUCAUAUGAUGAUUGGAGCAUUAAACUAGGCGCCCAUGAUCACCGUGUGUCAGAGCCAACCGUGCAACGAAUGAAAAUUAAACGUAUAAUAAUGCAUCCCAAAUACAGCAGAAGCACGUUGAAGGCAGACAUGGCUAUGGUUGAAUUAAGUAGUCCUGCAAGGUUGAAUGACAGAGUGGCUUUAGCAUGCUUGCCGAAAAAAGACCAGUAUCCAUCUCUUGGAAAGAAAUGCUAUCUUGCAGGUUGGGGAAGCGUGGCACAUCCUGGUGGUGUAUAUCACACACUUCAACAAGUCAGGCUACCUGUAGUUGAAUCGACAGAGUGUAAAUACAACGACGAAGUUGUGUGCGUGGGCAAAGGAAAAACUCCCCAGCCAAGUGGAAAACAACAACCAAAUGCUUGUCGAGGUGAUUCUGGUGGUCCGUUAGUCUGUCAACAAUCAGAUGGAAGAUGGCAAUUGGAAGGUGUUGCAAGUUUCGUUUACACCUAUUGCAAAUACUACACUGGUUAUUCUCCGGUAAACAAGUAUCUAGACUGGAUAAAUGGAUACUUGAUGUCGUAAAGCAGAUGUUAUGUAGAUAAUUUUGUUUCAACGAAAUAUUGACAUGACUGUAUUUAUUUGUUAUCUGAAGCCAUUUUGAUUUAAAUACAUUAGAAACUGUCAUUUUGA